This is a messenger RNA of Eublepharis macularius, 2249 nucleotides long. RefSeq names its product zinc finger protein with KRAB and SCAN domains 7-like. Gene Ontology annotation, biological process: regulation of transcription by RNA polymerase II. Gene Ontology annotation, molecular function: DNA-binding transcription factor activity, RNA polymerase II-specific; RNA polymerase II cis-regulatory region sequence-specific DNA binding. The record is from RefSeq and is a predicted model, not a curated record. The transcript has 5 exons. The coding region runs from base 77 to 1759 and encodes 560 amino acids. NCBI's taxonomy places the organism in Eukaryota, Metazoa, Chordata, Lepidosauria, Squamata, Eublepharidae.
CACUUGCCCUUACAGAAGGAACGAGCAGAGGAGGAAGGCAAUUCGCAGGACCAGGCUGUUUGGAGAGGAAGGGAGGAUGAAGGAAGAGCCAGAAUCAGUUGAUCAAGAAGCAAGAAAAGGCCCUGAUGCCACCGAGGCUGGGAGUGGAAGUGAACUGUGGGAAGGAAGACUGCGGAAGAGCCUGGGAGAGGAUUUUCCCCCUUCAGAUAUGCAGUGCCAGCAAUUCAGGCACUUCUGCUACCAGGAGGCCGAAGGGCCCCGAGAGGCUUACAGCCGACUGCAUCAUCUUUGCCACCAGUGGCUGAAGCCAGAAAGGCACAGCAAGAAGGAGAUCCUGGACUUGGUGGUCUUGGAGCAAUUCCUGGCCAUCCUGCCUACCGAGAUGCAGAGUUGGGUCAGGGAAUGCGGGCCAGAGAGCAGUUCCCAGGCGGUGUCUCUGGCAGAAGACUUCCUCUCAACCCAGGCAGAUGCCAAGAAUCAGGGCCAGCAGGUGCAGGAAAAGAUUGCGCAGGAGCAUUACCAUGGAGCAGAUUUUCCAGGCGAGGCCUUGAAAGCAACAGUCUAUUCUUUGCCAUCUCCUUGCGCCAGAGAGAAAGCAGCUCCUGUACGGUCAGAUGGGACUCUGGUGACCUUUGAGGAGGUGCCAGUGUGUUUUUCUGAGGAGGAAUGGGCUCUGCUGAAUCCGGACCAAAGAAACCUUCACAAGGAAGUCAUGGAGGACAAUUGUCAGGCUGUGGCCUCUCUGGAGGCUGAUGGUCUGCAGGAAAAACCUGAGAAAGAACCACAAGAACUCCCAUCGGAAAGAGAAGAGCAGAGAAGAGAUAAUGGAACGAGACGGAAAAGGGGGAGUGAAUCCUCUGCAUCUCAGGUUGCUGAAUCCCAGGACAUCCUGCCACACCAUACAGGAAUCAUUUGCCCCAUGUGUGGGAAAAAAUUCAUUCAUCAAUCAGUGUUUGAUGUGCACUGGAGAGAACACACAGGGGAGAAACCCUAUAAAUGUGUGGACUGUGGAAAGAGAUUUGCUCAUUGUUCCAGACUUAGUGUCCAUCGACGCAUCCACACAGGGGAGAAACCACAUGAGUGUGCGGACUGUGGAAAGAGCUUUGCUCAGAAUGUACACCUUACUGUCCACAGACGUAUCCAUACUGGGGAGAAACCAUAUAAAUGUGUGGACUGUGGAAAGAGCUUUGCUCAGAGUGGACAGCUUACUGACCAUCAACGUACCCAUACAGGGGAGAAACCAUAUAAAUGUAUAGACUGUGGAAAGAGCUUUUCUGUGAGUACAAAACUUACUGUCCAUCGACGUAUCCAUACAGGUGAGAAACCCUAUAAAUGUGUAGAUUGUGGAAAGAGCUUUGCUGUGAGUACAAAACUUACUGCCCAUCGCCGUAUCCACACAGGGGAAAAACAAUAUGAAUGUGUGGACUGUGGAAAAAGCUUUGCUCGGGGUACAGACCUUACUACCCAUCGACGUAUCCAUACGGGGGAGAAACCAUAUAAAUGCAUAGACUGUGGAAAGAGCUUUGCUCGGAGUACAGACUUUACUGUCCAUCGACGUAUCCAUACAGGUGAAAAACCAUAUAAAUGUGAGGACUGUGGAAAGAGCUUUGCUCGGAGUAAAGACCUUACUGUCCAUCAACGUGUCCAUACAGGUGAGAAACCAUAUAAGUGUUUGGACUGUGAAAAGAUCUUUGCUCGGAGUAAAGACCUUACUGUCCAUCGACGUAUUCAUGCAAGGGAGAAAUCAUAUAAAUACUGAGUGUGGAAGAAACACUUAGAUACAAAUUUAAGUCUAAAGUGUUGGGAGCCAGUUCGGUAUAUUGGUUAAGAGCGGCAGGACUCUAAUCUAGCAAACCGGGUUUAAUUCCUCAGUUCUCUGCUUGAAGUCAGCUGGGUGACUGUGGGUCGGUCAUAGCUUCUUGGAGCUCUCUCAGCUCCUCCCAUCUCACAGGGUGAUUGUUGUGGGGAUAAUAAUAACACACUUUGUAAACGGCUCUUAUUGCGUGUUAAGUUUUCCUGAAGGGCGGUAUAUAAAUUGAAUGUUAUUGACUUGUACGUUAUUAACUUGUUUUCUAUCAAAAUUAUUACACAGGAGAGAAAAACCUAGUCUUUUGAGGUUGUGUGAAGGGCAACCAUCUUUUAAGGGGGGAGGAAGCAAUAAAAUGUAUAUUUCUUUUAAAUAGGAAGUUUUAAAAAUCGUUUUGUAAGCUGCCUUGUACUAUGUGGAACGGCUGGGUGUAAAUGGUAUA